Molecule: messenger RNA, 12397 nt
Organism: Cinara cedri
Lineage: Eukaryota; Metazoa; Arthropoda; Insecta; Hemiptera; Aphididae
Source: the annotation of a GenBank genome assembly
AUUUUUAUUAUCUAUUGCCAAAUUGCCAAAUAAUCAAAUAAUUUGAUAACAUAAAUGUGAAUGAUAAAGAUUAUAAAUCGAAUACGAAUAUACAAUAUAUUUACUCGUUCACCAAUUUACUCGUUUAUUAAAAAGUUUUCUAAAGUUAGAUAUAAAAAUGUUUAAACGGCUCAAAGGAUCUAUUGGGAAAAUCGACGAGUCAAAAACAUUAGAUUUUUUACCUCAAGUAAAGUGUUCACUAUUUUUAAAUUCAAAAUGUAUGGUUCAAUUUUUAAUAUUUUAAAAUUAAUUUUAGAAUCGUCCAAGUUGGAGUGGUUUUUCUACAGUAUCACCAGUAAAUCCAGAAAUGGAAGAUUCAAAAUUUUGUAUUGAUGAUGACAUUGAAGGUGAGCAAUACAACUUUAAAAAGUAGGUGUUUUCUUAAAAUUACAUUUUUCAGCUUAUGUUUCAUUUUUUUAGAAACACCUAAGAAUUCCCCUGCUCGUGUUACUGUUAGUGAAAGUACUACUGUUGAUCUUGGUAAAUUCAGUCAGUCUUCAUCAUCUUUAGUAAAUGAUCAUAUUUCAUUUUAUGUGAGUAGAGAUUUAUCUAAUAUUUAGAUUAUAGCCAUCUGGAAUUAAUAAUGCUUUAUUUUAGAAUGAUAUUGAAUCAGCCAGUGAAUUAGAUGAUAGUGUUAGUGUUGUAUCUGAGUAUGCAAAUGAAAUCACUAAAGAAAAUUUGUAUGCUGCAUAUAAAAAGCUUCAUGGCCGUUACCAUAAACAUAAAAUCAAGUACACUGACUUAGCCAAUAAAUUUAAACAAACAGUGAUGACACACGAUAAAGAUAAAGUAACUUCUAUUUAAAUUAAUUACUCUAUGUUUUAUUUAUAUUUUUUAUUUGUAUCUUUAGAUCACUAUGACAAAAGCUCAAGAUAAAUUACUCCAAAGAAUUACAGAACUAAAAGAACAGUGUAACCUAGAACAAGCUGCUAAAGCACACAUGGAAGAUGCGUUGAGGAAUGAUAUAGAAGAGAGAGAUCAUUUAAUAUCAACUUUAAAUACAAAAGUAAAAAUUACUAAUACAUUAUAACUAAAUUAAAGUGUGCAUUUUGAAAAUAAGAAAUUGAAGUAAGGUAAUUACACAAAGAUUUAACAUCAUGAAUAACAUGUACUAUUCAAUAUUUUUUUUUUUUUAAAGUUUAUUUAUUGAAAAUUUACAAUCUAUACAAUAAAUAGUACAUUAAGAUUAAGUAAAUGUGAUAAUGAAUGAAUAUAAAAAAUGAAGCAGUGAGAAAAAUACAAUGAAUAGGAGUUUCACAUUAGAAGCUUCUGAACAUGGAUUUAGUGAGAAAAAAUAAUAAACACCUUAAGUGUAAUGUAUAGUGAGAAGAUCUCUUGGCCAUCUAGGUUUCAAGCGUUUGGGUUGGUUAUUCGGAAUAGCAUUGUUAUGAAGUUGAGUGGUGUUCUAUAUUGGAGUGUAGGCGUAGGUAAUAUGUGAUAGCUUGAUAGCUGUUUGUUUUAUGGUGGGGAUUCAAAGGUCAUUUGUAGAGCAACAUUUUUGAACAGAUAGGUUGCAGUAGGGGUUUGUAGAAUAGUAGUUGGUUAGAGAUGUACAUAUCAAAUUUCAAGAGAGGCCUAAAUAUGUGUAGGCGGCUAUUUAGUUGCUUAUGUUUGGUUUUGAGGUGGGGGCCCCACGUGCGCCUUCUGUUGAAUAGUAGACCAAGGUAUUUAACUUUAUUUGUGUAAGGAAUAGUUACGUUCUCAAACCUUAUGUGAGGACAGUCACUGGGGCAGAGGGAGGAUGUGACAUGAGAAGAUUUGGAGUUGUUGAUCUUAAUUUUCCAUGAUUUGAACCAGUGGGAUAAGCUGUUCUGAUUGUUUUGAAGUAGGGCGUUUGCUUCGAGGGGGUCUUUACUCAAUGAAAGGAUUGCGGUGUCAUCAGCAUAGGUCUCUAUUAAGGUGUUAUCCAUUGUAGAAAUGUCAGCUGUGAACAGUGUGUACAGGAAAGGAACUAUAUCACUUCUUUGAGGGACCACAGCCAAAAUGAUAUAUGUGCUGGAAAAUGAGGUUUUUAGUUUAACUUUGAAUGUUCUGUUUUGUAGGUAUGAUUUUUUAAAGAUUUUUUUUGACCUUGAAUAAUAAGCCUUUGUGCCAGACAGUGUCGAAGGCCUGUGCCACAUCAAGAAAAAGCCCUGAGCAAUAUUUUUUUUAUUUAAAGAAAUUUAGUAAUGUGAUCCAUUACACAAUGGAGUUGGUGAAAAGCUGUAUGUUUGGCAGGAUUUAUUUAGUAGGAUGUGAGUCACUGCACAGAGCACAUUUGUAUUUGUCGGGUAGGUUUUGAUCUUUUUGGCAUUGUGAUGAGUCAUGGGGAUCACCACAGCGAAUGCAUCUGGGGUAAUAGUUGCAGUAAGUGCGCGUAUGACCAUACGAUUGACAGCAAAGACAUUGGGGGAUGUCCUUUCUGGGACAAGGGGCUUCAACUUUUAUUUUUGAGCAGCAUAAGAGGGUCAGUUUAAAUAUAUCUGGGUUGUUAUUAUCCGAUUCUAAGUUGAUGAUGAACAUAGGAAGAGGUAACUUAAAAUGUCUGUGAAGUACAUUCUUAAUAUUUCUUGGUUGGUAGCCUAGUAAGGUUGGUUCAUCUUUUAUGAAUGAUAUGUCCGUAGAAAGGUGGAGAUUUUUUAUCACAAUUUUGUAUGGUUUAGUUUCUUUAUUCUGGAAUGAGUGGAAGGCAACUUGGCUAUCUUUGAGAAAUUUGACAACAGAUCUGUAUGAGUUCAAAUUAAAAGUUUGCAGUUUUACUCCUUUAGUGGAGGGUUUGCAUACGAAACCACCGGGUUGCGUAGUUCCUUUAUUUUUGCAGUAAAAUUGUUAAAAUUUAAGUUGAAUUCUAUGAAUAUCGUUGGCGAAUUGAUGGUUUUGAGCAUGGUAGUCUUUCAUGAUUUCUCAACAUUGUCAGUGAUCAUUUUGAUGUCUUCAUUAGUAGGGGCUAGUGAUGAAAAGCAAUUUGAAGAGGUGUAGAUCCUAGUGUUUUUUUUUUUGGAAGUGGAGAUAUGGGAGUGUUUGGGCGAUCAGAGAGAGUUGUUUAUUUUUUUGGUAGUAUUAUUUUUGGCCAUAAUGAUGUAGAUAAGGUGUACAGGGAGUAAACCUUGAGAGUAUAAUAAAAAUAAAAAUAAAACAUUACUGGCGGUUUGCACCACAUUGACAAAGAUGCCGCAGCGAGCACAAAUGACUUAGCUGUUGGAAAAUGAUAAGCAAAGAACUUCAACAUUAUUUAAAAACUUAACAAUUUAUCAUAAAUAAAUAUUUGUAACACUAACAUUUUGUUUCAAAAUAUAUUUAUAAAAUUAUUGUCUUAGAUUUUGUAAAAACAAUUGUUUUUAGUUUAAAAAAAUUAAAUAAAAAGUAACAAUAGUACACAGUUCUAAAAAUGAUUACAAGAAAAAAUUUAUAAAUAUAGAACAGAACAAAAAUUCUUUCAGGUGUUAGAUUUUUGAAUUACAUCCUGUAUGUAAAAUACAAAACAAUACAGCAUACUUACUUGAUUAGUCUACAAGAUAUAUAAGUUAUAAUUAGUAUUAGAAAUUAAAAUUUACUAUGUCAAUUUUUAUUUUUAUUUAACAAGUACAUUUAAAUAUAAAAGUUCAUACAAAUUUUAAAUCUUAUUAACUGCAAUACUUUUAAAAUAAAAAUGUUCUAUUUAGCAUUUUAUUUUCAUUAAUAACAAAGUAGGAUAAAUAUUGAAGAAUCAAUUUUGUUUAUAGUGUGUAUAUAAUUAUAUUGAACCUUUAGAACAAUUCUACUGUCCUUAUAAGUAUUGUUCAAAAUAAAACAAUACUUUUUUUAAAAAUGACUCAAUGUACUUUUUUGAAUAUAAAAUGCUUAUUUUAAUUUUAAUUUUUUUAUAAUUUUGAUUUUUUUUUUGUUUAUAGAUCAAUUUAUUGAAAAAAAAUAGUUCUGAUGAAUGUGAAUCAGUUCCAUCUGAGAAUUUUGUUAAUUUAUUGGUAUACGAUUUUCUUUAUUUUGAAUUUUGUAAAAAUAUAAAACAUAUUGAUGAUGAUUAUGCAGGCUAAAUGUGAACAAUUGAAUGAAGAAUUAACUUCAACUAAGUCAGAUUGUGCAUCACUUGAAAAGCAAAUUGAAUUAUUAAAAAAGAGUGAAGAAAGUACUCUGUUAAGUUUAGCAGAAAAUAAAAUGGCCAUUCAUAAAGAACUUGAAACCAAAGAAGAUCAGAUAAAAAAAUUAGAAAAGGCAAUAAAUGGACUUCAAAUGGAAAAUAAAAUAUUACUAAAAGGUUGGUGUUCUAAUAAAUUUAUUUUAAAAUUAAUAAUAUUUAAGUUAAAUUUAAAUUUUUUUUUUUUUAUAACUUACUCAAAAUGUGUAUAAUUUGUACUAAUUUUAUUUUUUAGAAAAGGCUGGACAUUCAUCUACAAAUUCAUAUCAGGUAUUGCAAUUAAAUACAAUAUUAAAAUUACAUAUUAUGUUAUACAUAUGUUAAAUUAAUUUUAAUCAAAAACCAAGAACUCAUAAUAUCAAUUAUAUUUUAAUCUUAUGUAUGUGAUAUUUGUAUGCUUAUUAAUGAAUACUUUUCAUACAUUAAAAUAGUAAUCAAAGUUAUAUUGUCAAGUAUUUAUAGUUUUAAAUUAUGUAUAAGCAAUUAAUUGGACAUUUAUCAAAAAUUCAUAGAAAUAUAAAAUAAUUACGAUAACAGUUUAUAUUUGGCGGAUUAACUUAUGUUAAUAAAUUAAUUUUUAAAAAAAGCCACUUAUUUCAUAUUUUAGGUAGGCCAUUGUAGUAAAUGAGAAGUUUGGAAGGUAUAGGGUGUUGAAUAAUAGUUUUUAUAUGUUGAGAUUAACAAUAAUUCAUUAUAAAAAUAUUUUGAAUGGAGUAGUAUUAGUCGUGUUUUUCCCCUUGUAACUAAGGUAACAUAGUAAUUAUCAACAAAAAUAAAACCAAUAUAUCUGCAUUUGUUGUCAAUUUUUUAAUUUUCAAAUAAAGUAUCACCGGGGAAAAAGCCACAUCUUUUAAUGUACAAUGCAAAUAAAGCUAAAUAAAUGUUUUUUCUACAUUCAUUGAUUUUUAAAAUAUCACUGGUACCAAAAAUGUUUGUCCAUAAAGAUGUGCAAUAUUUACAUUAAUAAAUUUGAUUUUAGAAUGUAACAACUAUGAUUAUUCAUAUUUUAAUUGGUUAUUAGGUUAAUAUAAAUCAGAAUGUCCAAGAAAAAUUAACCGAGCAACUUAAUGAGCUAGAAGGAAAAAUGUCUUCAGCAUUUGAGUUUAAGGAAAAUGAAGUGAAAGAAUUGAAAAGCCAAUUAAAAGUUUUAGAAAAACGUUUUGAAUUACAGAAGCAAACAAAUGUUUCAACAGGAGAGAUCUUGAUAGCUAAAGAAAAAGAAGUAAACAAUCUUAAACUAGUUAUUUCAAGAUUAGAACAAAGUUUAAAUGAUGAUAAAGUUUCAAAUUCAAAGAAAAUUGAUACAUUUUUAAAAGAAGUUGGAGAAAAAUCACAAACAGUUAAACACUUAACAAAUCAAUUAAAAGAAAUGGAUAAACUUAGACAAGAUUAUGAAAAAAAUGAAAAUGAAGUAGUUAAUUUAAAAAAUCAAAUUUAUCAAACAAAAAAAUUAAUGAAGGACAGUGAAUUGGCUCGUGUGGAUGAACAAAAUAGGUGUAUUAAAGAAUUAAAGCAGAAAUCAGAAGAAAUUUCUAAUUUAAAAGAAGAAUUAAAAUUAUUACGAAUUUCCUUAAAAGAAAAUGAAGAAAAAAACACUGAUCUUCAAAUUCAUUUUGAUGAAAUUAAUCUAAAAAAUAAUAGGCUUGUAGAAUCUGUAGAAGAAUUAAAAUUAAAAAUAAUUGAUUAUAAAAAAUCAAAUGAAGAAUUAGAAGAUACUAUUAAAGUAGUACAAAAAGAAAAACAAAUGGUUACUGAAACUAUGAAAACUAAAAUGGAAGAAAAUCAGUUUGAAUAUGAUAAAUUAAACAAAUUAUAUAAGGAGAUGUUAAGUAAAUUAAAUCAAGAUAAAUUAAAUAAAAUUUCUGAAGAACGUAGUAUUGAUUCUGUAAUCAAAGAUUAUAACCUUCUUGCUGAAGAAAAUGCGUAUUUAAAAAAAGAACGACAAAAAAUGCUUCAAACAUUUCAAAAUACAAUAAAAAUAUUAAAAACUGAUUUUGAAUUUUUUAAAAAAUUUGUAAAAGAGCAAUUAGCUGAAUGGUCAUUUAUAUUUGUCAAACAUAUAAAACAAUUUAAAUCGGAAUAUUUAUUGCAAAUCAAACUGUAUCAUAAUAAUUUGAUAGUUACAAAAAAUAAGUUAGAAUCAAUUCAAAAGGCAUAUUUCAUAUUAAAAUCUGAUUGUGUUCAUAAUUUGGAGCAUUUUAAAACUGAAAUUAUUGAAAAUUAUGACAAAAAUAUAAUGAUUAAUUUAUCUGAAUAUUAUAAGGAGCUAGAAAAAAAGAACACUCAUAUAUCUCAACUAAAGGAGGAAAUUGAUUGUAAGUACUUUUAAUUUUUAACAAUACAAUAAACUGAAAUUUCUAUUAUUUUAUCAUUUAUGUUUAAGAUGAUAUUAUUAUUUCCAUCACAAAUAAAUUUUAAUACAGAAAAGUUAUUCUACAAGUCUAAUCUAUUAUGUUUUAUGCGAAAAUGUUUAUCUAAAACUCAUUAGAUCAAAAACAAAAAAAUAGUACAAUUAUUUCUUUAGCUCUAAAAAAAAUCAAUUAGUUCAAAAAUAAUUAUCAUGUCUAAGAAAAGAUAGACAGUAAAUUGAUCAAUAGUGGGUAUUGUUAUCACUAAAACUUAAUUAAUAAGAAUAAUAUCUAGACAUAUUGAGGAUGUGAAAAUAAAUUACUGUGUAAUGCUCAAUGUAUAACAAACUCAGACCGGGAAAAUUUAGGAUUAUUAUUUGUUAUUUAAGGUCAUAUUUAUACCUACCUAUUGGUACAAAAAUCGAAGCUAAGAUAAUUUAAUGUAUCAGGACAUAAAUUUAUGAAAUAUAACAAUUAUAAUAUUACAAUUUUUUUUUUCUGUGAAAAGCUUUUCUACUAACAAUUUCACUCCAACUUUUAAUGAUAAAAAUUUUUCUAAAAAGGAAUUUCACGGGGAAGGUACUUUAGAGAGGUGGUUUUUUUUUAUUUUCCUCAGAAUUUUCUUAACAAAUGUGAAAAACUAAGAAUAAACAUGAGAAAACCAGAAAAAACUUAGGAAAAUCAGGGAAAUCAGUACAGCGUUAAACAAAUAUUAUUAAAGAAAAUAUAUAGAGCCUAUUUAAUUAUUUCACUAUAAUAUAACAUAUAUUGUUGACAAAGCAUUACUAUCAAUUGAACUCGGCUCAGAAUUGUUUUUUCAUUAGCAAUGGUUUAUCGUUGCUUACAGAUAUACAUUAAAUUCCUAUCUUUAUCCUAUUUUCCGAACUUUCCACCUACACCAGUGGCUGCACCCAUCUCUAUUAUGUUACCUUUUUUUUAAUGUUACAUUAAUAAUAUUUUUGAUUUAGAUAACAGAAAAAGUGAACAACGAUUAGUGAAAGCAGAAGUGAGGGAAACUAUUCAAGAACUACAAGAUUGUAUAGAAAUACAAAAAAAUACAUUUACUGACCUUCAGAAUGAAUAUAUUAAUUAUCAAGUGGUAAGUAUGAAAAUCUAUAUUUAAAAUUAUUAUGUAGUUUUAAAUGAUUUCUAUUUCUUCUUUUGUAUUCAAUCCUGAGAUUGGUUUGUAGCAAUUAUCCAUUUUUCCCUAUUGCUUGUUUUCCUCUUAGUCUCUUCGUAAGAAUUAUACCCUUGGUCCUUUAUUAUUUGUUGCAUAUAUUCCAUUUGUGGUUUUCCCCUAGCAUUUUUACCUACUACACAGCCUUCUAUAAUUAAUCCUAGCAACCCUCCAUGUCUCAAUACAUGUCCUUUUCAUUCAUUUCUCCUUUUCUUGAUACUAUUCUAUAGCAUUUUUCUUUCAGACAUUCUUUCUAGUACUUCCUCGUUUGUUACCAUAUCUGUCCAACUUAUUUUGAGCAUUCUUUUGUAAUACCACUUCUCAAAAGCUUCUAUUCUUCUCUGCUCCUUUUUGGCAAUUCUCCACGCUUCACUGCCAUACAGCAUUAUAGUCCAUACUUUGUCUUCAGAAGAUUUAUCCUGGUGCAUAUACUUUUAUUUCUUAAAGUAAAAAAUAAUCUUUUUUUUUAUUAAAUGAUAUCUUAGCUUGGCAUAUUCUUUUUAUUAUUUCUAUUUUAAUUCUGCUAUCUUCGUUUUUCAUUUUAAUUUUCUUGUUCAUUUCAUUGAGCAGAGUUAUUCCAUAAAUCUCAGUAUCUUUUGCAAAUCCUCUUCGUUUCCAUUACUUCUUCAUUAUGUUCUAUUUCUUGUUCAGUGAGUUCUGGCCUCUAAUGUAGUUGUUCUAGAUACUCCUUCCAUAUGCUCUCUCUAUGUUUAUCCUCAUAAAUAAUUACUCCGUUGUUAUCUUCUUGAACCCCUAUUUGGCUUAUAAUCAUUAAAGAACUUUUUAGCUGAUUUAUAAGCUGCAUCUCUGCUACCAGUUCUCAUCUGUACUUCCAUAUCUUUGCAUUUUUCAUUUAAGUAUUUUUUCUUUGCUUCUUUUGACUUCCGUAUCACAAGAAUUCUUAGUUCCAUGUACUUCCACUUAUGUUCAAGCGUAGUCCCAUUUUUAUGCUUCCUUAUUUCUUCUAUCUUACUUACUGUUUUUAAUGUUAUUCAUUCUUUCUUGGGUACUGUAGCUUUAUUUCCUUUCAGAACCUUUGAUGCUGUUUCUGUCACUGUGUUCUUUAUAAUAGCCCAACUAUUAUUUAUGUCAUUUAAAUGAUUUAUAAUUUUUAAUUUCUUGUAUACUAUAAACAUAUUAUUAAGAUAUUGCUGUCUAAUUAAACUAACUUUUACUAUUUAUGAAAUAAUAGCAAGAAAUUUUAUUGAAAAUGAGAUACUAAAUAAUAUAUUAAUCGAAAGCAAAAAAACGUGUUUUAUGGUUAUUUUCUAAUUAAGAUGUAUUACAUGUAACAAAAUGUGUAUUUUAAAAAGAUCUUAGGAUAAAUUACUUGUUUUGCAAUAUUAAUUUGUAUAAAUCUUGUAUGUCAAAUAUUAUAAUUAUAUAUGCAUUUAAAUUAUAAAUGUUUAAGUUAAUAUUUAAAAUGUAAUACUUAAAAUAAUUAAUAUUACCAUGAAUUAUCUAUCUAAAUUUUCUUAGAAUGAAAAGGAAAAAUGGACAAAUAAGUUAAUACAAACUGAAAAUAAGUGGUUAGAGAAAAUGGAUAACUACAAAAAAGUGAUGGAUACAGAGCAUAGAGAAGAAGUAGAAGCUUUAACUAAUGAAUGGUCUAAUGAACGAAAAGUAAGUAUAAUCAUUUAAGUGUUUUAUUCUCUAUAUUUUCUCCUAUUUUUUUUCACAUGUAUAUUUAUUUUGAUUUUCUUUUUCGUUUUAUUUAUUUACAGCAAAAUACAAUUUUAGAGACUGCUGAAUGUAAAAAUGAAGAGGUUAUUUUUUUUUUUUUUUUUAAAUUUAAUUUGUUGACAUAUUAUAUAAAUAAUGUAUUAUAAUUAUUAAGAAAAAAAAAAUGUUUAUUUAUUAUACAACUUUUUAAUGUUAUUUUAUAUUAUUAGGCACUUGAAAAAAUAAUUCAAGAUGUUGAAACUACUUCACAACGAGAAGAAGCUUUGCAACGUCAAAUAAUUAAACUUACUAAAGAACUUGGUGAAUUAAAAAAAAUGUAUAGGUAUGUAAUUGACCAUAAACGAGGUAUGUUAUAAAAGAAACCAAAACAUUUUUUUACCUGAAUAUUAUUAAGAUUAUUCAAAUUGGUAAAGUUUGAUCAAAGCAUACUUAUUUUCCAUCUAUAUAGCCGUUUGCCUCAUAGUAUUUGAUAAAAGUGGGCCUGUUGGUUUAUCUUUGUGCUGAAUAAUUUAUUUAAGCCACAUAUUAUCGUACAAUUUUUUGAGAACAUUUUAACAACGUAAAUGUAACUGUGAUAUACAAAACGAUUCAACAGGAUUUAACUGCUUGUGGUACAUUCUGUAUUUAAAACCUUUUAGAAUUGGUCAGAAUUAAAAUGAUGAGAAGUGUUCUGGAACCUUGAUAGGCCUACUCCAUGCUAUGAAACUAACUAAUUUCAUCUAAUUGAGUUAACUAAAAACUAAUUUUUGUUGACAAUUGAUAAUAAUAUUACGAAAUCUUAACCAGAAAAAAUUAGGAGAAAAUUGACUUUUGGUAAUUUAACUCAGAAUUAUUCCACUAGUACCAUUCUACUCAUGCAUUGCUGUUAUUUCCACAUUUUCUUCUAAAAAUGCAUUAAGUGUUUUUACUUAGCCAUACUAUUCACCUCUUUAAAUUUUUUUUAUCCUCAUUGUUAAAUUAUUAAAAAUGUUUUACAGCAACCCUAAAAAUAAUUCCAGAAGUGUAUUCCAAAUCUAUAUUCAGCAGUGUUUAAGACGUUGAUUUAAGUUUAAACUGGGAAAGAAAAAUAUAGCUAAGGAUUAAAUGUACAAGUCUAAUAUACUGUAUUUUAUUAAGUAGUUUUAGAUUUUAGUGUAACGUUAAAAUAAUAUGUGUUUUUUUUGAAAAUGUUCUGAUUUUUUCAUGGUGUACCUUGUAAAGUGCAGAGUUUCUAUCUAAUAAUAUUUGGGACAUUUUUCUAGAUUUUCAACAAUUUUUUCUAAGAAAUUAAUUUUUAAUUUUUGUUGGUUUUUGGGCUAUAAGAUAAAAACAAAGCUAAUAAUAUGACUGGUAUACCUUACUAGUUUACUGAGCUUUACUCAGAAUUAUUUUUCAAUUGCAAUGGUUUAUUAUUGCUUUCAGUUUAUAAACUAUAUUACUGUACAUCUUAUAUUUUCCACCUACAUACACCAUACAGAUUUUUAAGUUAAGUUUUUUUUUUCAUUCUGUGUAAUGUUUAUUAUUAAUAAAAUAAAAACAAAAUUAUUAUUAUAUUUAUAUGUAGGGAAUUUUAUUUUAUAGAAAUGAAGUUCAUAAUAAACCUAGAAACAAUGAUAUAGAUGAUGAUAAUAACAAAGGUGGAUGUGAAAUGGAAUACUUAAGAAAUAUUUUAUAUGAAUAUAUGAUGGGAAAGCAACCUAUGGUAAGUCAUUAAAUUGUAUUGUUGAACAAAAUUACUUAAAGUUCAUUCUAAGAUGAACUCCAUAACCAUUCAAGUUCUUAUUUUCUGUUUAAUUGAAUAAUUUAGAAAAUAUUUUUGUUUUCAUCACAAAAUAUUUUUUGUUGAUAUAAGAAAACAAAUAACAAAUUGAAACUAAAUUUUCUAAUUUUUAAAUUAAUUAAUAAAAUUAGCGUGUGAAUUUUAAAAUAAAUAAAUGGAACAGUUUAUCAAAUUUAGUUUUCUUAUUCGUCUCUGUCAUAAAAUUAAUAAUUAUUUUUGUACAACAUAAGCUCUAACAAUAAUAUGUUUAUAAUUUUCAAUUUUAUGUUUUUGUUGUAAUUCAGUGAAAAAUAUUUGUAGAUUUGAAAUUUUGACAGAAACCUUAUAUUAGCCUUUUAGAGAAAUGGUAAAACAGGAGGUUCAUUAUAAGUUAUACUCAGUUGCCAAUAAGAAAAAAGUUGAGUUUAAUGUUAUAUAUUUUUUUUUCAUAUAAGAAUUUGAAUAUCAAAUUUUAAUAAAAAUCAUAAAUAUUAUUGUCUUUUAAACAUGUACAACCAAACUCUGCUCAAAAUCGUUUUUCGUUAGCAAAGAUUAUUCUUGCGUACAGAUUUACAUUAGAUUUCCUCUAUAUUCUACCUCCCCAACUUCUUACCUAUAACAGUGGCCUACCUAUCAUGUAAGGUAUGUCAGUCUUUUUAAUAUCUAUUUGUACAAAUCUAAUUAAAUACAUUAGAAAAAUCAAGUAUUUUGUAGAUAUUUUGAUAGGUGGUCAAAACAAACUGUAUCUUAUAUUAAGGUACUUUUUUUGAUUUAUCUUAUCCAUCUUCAAUGAUAACAUAAAAUAGUACUUUCAACAUAUAUUUUUUGAACAUUUAAAAACUGAUUUUUUUUAACACUUACUUCUGUCAUGUUAUGCAGGUUUUGGCAAAAGUGUUAGCUGCCAUAGUAAAGUUUGAUUCCAAUCAGUUGAACAGUAUACUCCAAAAAGAAGAACAGAAAGUUUCUUUAGUAAGUAUAUUUAAAUAAUAUUUUUAACAAAAAACUGAUUAAAUAUUUUGUAUUCAAGUUAAAAACCCUAGGCCUGUGAUAUUAAUUAUCCAGAAGAUGUAUGAAAGUACACACAUUAUAUUGUCAUCUCAACUAUUACACUUCACAUCUUCACUAUACUAUCAUCAUUCCUUACAUUUUUUUUUUUUCAUAAGCAAUUUUUAUUUUAGUGCAAUUAUUUUAUGGAUACAUUAUUUUGAUUUUAUAUAAUGUGUCCUGUUUUGUUACCAAAUUAGGUAAUUUUAUGUUAAUACUAUCAUGGUAUUUGUUAUAAUAUAUAAGCUAAUCUAAAU